This is a messenger RNA of Lepidothrix coronata (blue-crowned manakin), 2712 nucleotides long. RefSeq names its product neuronal PAS domain protein 2 (gene NPAS2). NCBI's taxonomy places the organism in Eukaryota, Metazoa, Chordata, Aves, Passeriformes, Pipridae. Gene Ontology annotation, cellular component: nucleus; CLOCK-BMAL transcription complex; cytoplasm. Bases 214 to 2712 code for a protein of 832 amino acids. Gene Ontology annotation, biological process: circadian regulation of gene expression; regulation of transcription by RNA polymerase II. The record is from RefSeq and is a predicted model, not a curated record. The transcript has 22 exons. Gene Ontology annotation, molecular function: protein dimerization activity; DNA-binding transcription factor activity, RNA polymerase II-specific; RNA polymerase II cis-regulatory region sequence-specific DNA binding.
AUGGAACAGGCUAGUGCGAGAAGCUAGGUGAAGUGCUCCAAAGAAGAGCAAAGGAAAAACCUUUUCCCCCUUUGGGACAUAGCAUUUUUCAUGACAGAGGCUCUGCAAACAGGAGCACUGCUGAAGAUCCUGAGUUUGCCUGACGUGCGCUUGACAUUUUAGCACAGAUUCAGCAGAGCGGCUUUAUUCAGAAAAAACUGCUUAGACAAUCUAAUGGAUGAAGAUGAGAAAGACAGAGCAAAGAGGGCUUCACGUAACAAGUCUGAGAAGAAGAGGCGCGAUCAGUUCAAUGUUCUCAUCAAAGAGCUCAGCUCCAUGCUUCCAGGCAACACUCGCAAAAUGGACAAAACUACUGUGCUGGAAAAAGUCAUUGGCUUUCUGCAGAAACACAAUGAAGUCUCAGCACAGACGGAGAUUUCUGAAAUUCAGCAGGACUGGAAGCCUUCAUUUCUCAGUAAUGAAGAAUUCACUCAGCUGAUGUUGGAGGCAUUAGAUGGCUUCAUUAUAGCAGUAACUACAGGUGGAAGCAUCAUCUAUGUGUCUGACAGCAUCACACCUCUUCUAGGGCAUUUACCGUGUGAUGUCUUGGAUCAGAAUUUGUUGAAUUUCCUCCCAGAACAAGAACAUUCAGAAAUUUAUAAGAUGUUAUCUUCUUGUAUGCUUAUGACAGAUUCUGCCUCACCGGAUUACCUAAAAACUGACAAUGAACUAGAGUUUUAUUGUCAUCUUCUGAGAGGAAGUUUGAACCCAAAGGAAUUUCCAACAUAUGAAUACAUAAAAUUUGUAGGAAAUUUUCGGUCUUACAGCAAUGUGCCUAACUCCACUUGCAAUGGCUUUGACGAGGCUGUCCCGAGGGCUUACAGAACGUCCCUGGGAAAGCAGAUCUGCUUCGUUGCGACUGUUCGUUUGGCAACGCCUCAGUUUUUAAAGGAGAUGUGCAUUGUGGAAGAACAUCUAGAGGAAUUCACAUCAAGACACAGUCUGGAGUGGAAAUUUUUAUUCCUGGAUCACAGAGCACCGCCAAUUAUAGGAUACUUGCCUUUUGAAGUGCUGGGUACUUCUGGCUAUGACUAUUACCACAUAGAUGACCUGGAGCUGCUAGCAAGGUGCCAUGAACACUUGAUGCAGUUCGGCAAGGGGAAGUCGUGCUGCUAUCGGUUUCUGACCAAAGGACAGCAGUGGAUCUGGCUCCAGACCCAUUACUAUAUCACCUACCACCAGUGGAACUCCAAGCCAGAGUUUAUUGUGUGCACACACAUGGUGGUAAGUUAUGCAGAUGUUCGGGUGGAGAGGAGACAGGAGAUGGGCUUGGAAGAAGUGUCCUCAGAGGUUGUGUCUUCAGCACUUAAGGACAAUGGUGCCAGCUUGGAUCCUGAACAGCACUUUAAUGCACUUGAUGUUGGUGCCUCAAUCCUCAGCGCCAGUCGGACACCCUCAGUAUCAUCUAGAAGCUCACCAAAAUCUUCCCACACACCCAAGUCAGACCCAGCAUCUACACCAACAAAGCUGAUUGCAGAGUCUAACACUCCCUUGCCAAGAACACCAAGCGCGCAGCAGGAUCUAUCUCUGCAUAGACUCAGUCAGCCUACUGCUCUUCAGGUUUCUUUGCCUUCUCAGCCUCCAUGUGAGCUUCUCCCACAGCAGUUGCUGCCUCAAGCAACUCUGCAAAAUCAGCCUGCACCUCUGGCACAGUUCUCAGCACAGUUCAGCAUGUUCCAGACAAUCAAGGACCAACUAGAGCAGCGGACACGGAUCCUGCAGGCCAACAUCCGGUGGCAGCAGGAGGAGCUGCAGAAGAUACAGGAGCAGCUCUGCCUGGUCCAAGACUCCAGCGUACAGAUGUUCUUACAGCAGCCAACAGUGUCCCUGAGCUUUAGCAAUACUCAGCAGCUGGACCCACAACAGCUACAGCAGAGGUCAGAGGCCAUUUCUCAGCAGCAACUUGUAUCCAGUCCUCAACUCCAAGGGCAAAUCACAUCUUCACAAACAACAAACCAGCAGGCACUGAGAGAAGCAAGCGUGAUAUUGAGCCAGGUAAUAAUUUCUUUGAAUAGAGAAGUGUUUAGGUGGAAAGAAGACACCAAGCUGUUAUUAAGCAAGGAAGUAAAAUCAUGUCAAUCCUGUAAGUAUGCCUUUGCCUUUCCUUCCUUAUUCUUCUCUAUAAGGGACGGCGGCGGCCCCGCCGCGCCCCCUGGCGGCACCCCCGGCGCGCCCGCCCCCGGCUGCAACCACGACCAGCAGCUCAGACUGUUGCUCAGCCAGCCUAUUCAGCCCAUGAUGCCUGGGUCCUGUAAUGCAAGACACUCUUCAGACCUCAGCAUGGCAGGAUCCCAGGCUAAGUAUUCUCAAACCCAACAAAUGUUUCAAAGUUUGGAAGUGCAGACUUCCAGCAGCAGCUCUCCAAUCAUACUGAUGGGACAAGCAGUGUUAAACCAAGGGUUCACCACUACACCUCCUUCCCAGCCAUCUUCUCUGCCACCUAUGCAACUCCAGCACCAACAGCAUCAGCAACAACGCUACCUGCAGGUGCAAACACCAAGUUCUUUGCACAAUGAACAACCCGAUUCUUUGCUCCUGCCAUCUUACUCACCACAGCAAGGAAAUAUGGGGUAUCAUCAGACACAACAGCAGCAGCAGCAACAGCAACAACUAACAUCAAGAAGAAGGAAUAGCUUAUCAGAAUCAUCAAAUUUACCACAGCCACUGCGAUAG